AUCAUCUUUCAAUCUAAAUCUAAAUCUCAUAUCUUAUCUACUACGUACGUUAAUGGCUGAGACGAAGACGAGAAGUUCCGGUGCACGGCGGCGACAAUCCAGUCGACUACAGAGCAGGGCUCCGGCGUCGAUAAAGAUUAGUCCUCUCUCUAAUUGGAACGUUGUCAUUCCUCUCCUUUCGCCACUCGUGGCUUCGCCGGAGGCGCGUGACUGGCCGGAAGAGGUUAGAAAUCAACCGGAGAAAGAGCCGGAGGAGAAGCCGGUCAUCUUCAAGAAAUGGCAGCAUCCGGCGGCUCCUUUUUCCUACGAAUCGACUCCUCCUCUAAUGGUGCCUUUUAUUUGUACUGCAGGCAGCAGCCAAGGAUAGGUCGUAAGUAAGUACACAUAUAUAUGUUGUAUACACGUUUAUAUAUGUUAUGUACAAUCAGUCAGUCCACUUUUCAUUUGUAGAAUUUUAUAUUUGUUUUCUCACUCUUUAUGAUUAUUUGUACAAAAGCCUCUCAGUUCUCGUCAAUUUUUCUAUACAAGACAGAGAUUGUAUAUA
Messenger RNA from Impatiens glandulifera, 544 nucleotides. RefSeq lists its product as uncharacterized. Gene Ontology annotation, cellular component: cytoplasm; nucleus. Bases 53 to 367 code for a protein of 104 amino acids. The record is from RefSeq and is a predicted model, not a curated record. Lineage: Eukaryota; Viridiplantae; Streptophyta; Magnoliopsida; Ericales; Balsaminaceae. The transcript has a single exon.